Molecule: messenger RNA, 1068 nt
Organism: Ascoidea rubescens DSM 1968
Lineage: Eukaryota; Fungi; Ascomycota; Saccharomycetes; Ascoideales; Ascoideaceae
Product: zinc-dependent alcohol dehydrogenase
Exons: 1
Coding region: 1-1068 (355 amino acids)
Molecular function (GO): zinc ion binding; oxidoreductase activity
Source: RefSeq, a predicted model, not a curated record
AUGGUUGAAUAUAACGAAAGAUUUGUAAUUCCUCAAACCCAAAAAGCGGUUGUGUUUGAGACAAAUGGAGGUGAGCUCAUGUAUAAAGAUAUUCCGGUUCCGGAACCUAAACCAAAUGAGGUUUUGAUCCAUGUAUUAUAUUCUGGUGUUUGCCAUACUGAUUUGCAUGCCUGGAAGGGAGAUUGGCCAUUAGACACUAAAUUGCCAUUAGUUGGUGGCCAUGAAGGUGCUGGAAUUGUUGUCAAGUUAGGAACAGAAGUGAAAAAUUUGAAAAUCGGAGAUUACGCUGGUAUCAAAUGGCUUAACGGAUCGUGCUUAUCGUGUGAAUAUUGUGAACAGAGCUUAGAACCAAAUUGCCCAAAGGCAGAUUUAUCAGGUUACACACACGAUGGAUCGUUUCAACAAUAUGCUACUGCAGAUGCAGUUCAAGCAGCAAAGAUUCCCAAAGGUACCGAUUUAGCAGAGGUUGCUCCGAUAUUAUGCGCAGGGGUAACAGUUUACAAAGCAAUCAAGUCAGCAGGAUUGAAACAAGGGGACUGGAUCUGCAUUUCUGGUGGUGGUGGUGGUUUGGGUUCAUUAGCAAUCCAAUAUGCCAAAGCUAUGGGCUAUAGAGUGUUGGCAGUUGAUGGUGGACCAGGCAAGAAAGAGUUGUGUGAGAGAUUAGGUUGUGAGGCCUAUGUUGAUUUCACGAACUCGUCGAACAUAAAUGAUGAGAUUAUUAAAGCAACUGAUGGGGGGCCCCAUGGGGUCAUUAACGUUUCUGUAUCUCAACAAGCUAUUGCUUCAUCGGUUGAGUACGUUCGUCCAUGUGGAUCUGUUGUGUUGGUUGGUUUGCCAGCUGGAGCAGUGUGCCAGUCUCUGGUGUUUUCCCAUGUUGUCAAGUCGAUCAAGAUCAUUGGGUCGUACGUGGGCAAUCGAGCAGACACCAGAGAGGCCAUUGAUUUCUUUACCAGAGGACUAGUCAAGUCGCCCAUCAAGAUCGUGGGCUUGUCUGAGCUCUCCCACGUCUAUGAGGAAAUGGAGAGUGGGAAGAUUCUUGGUCGUUAUGUGGUUGACACCUCGAAAUGA